Molecule: messenger RNA, 1566 nt
Organism: Aptenodytes forsteri (emperor penguin)
Lineage: Eukaryota; Metazoa; Chordata; Aves; Sphenisciformes; Spheniscidae
Gene: RTN4IP1
Product: reticulon 4 interacting protein 1
Exons: 9
Coding region: 43-1107 (354 amino acids)
Cellular component (GO): mitochondrion
Molecular function (GO): oxidoreductase activity; zinc ion binding
Source: RefSeq, a predicted model, not a curated record
CCGGUCCGCGGCCUCCGCGCCUCUCCGCGGGCGCGGUCCGCCAUGCCUUCCUGGGUCAUAGACCGGUACGGCCGCAACGACGUGCUGCGCUUCACCAGGGACAUGGUGUUCCCCAUCAUACACUUCCCGAACGAGGUCAUCAUUAAAGUUCAUGCCGCGAGCCUGAACCCCAUCGACCUCAGCAUGAGAAGUGGUUAUGGUGCAACUGCAUUAAAUAUGAAGCGGGAUCCACUGAAACUCAAAAGCGCGGACGCUGAAUUUCCACUAACACUUGGUCGAGAUGUCUCUGGUGUUGUUAUGGAAUGUGGACUGAGUGUGUCUUAUUUCAAACCUGGAGAUGAGGUGUGGGCAGCAAUUCCUCCGUGGAAACAGGGUACUCUGUCAGAGUUUGUGGUAGCUAGUGGAAACGAGGUGUCUUUUAAGCCAAAGUGUCUCAGUCACACAGAAGCUGCCUCCUUACCAUAUGUAGGUCUCACAGCCUGGUCUGCAGUUAACCAAGUUGGAGGACUGAACCGAAGUAAUUGUAGUGGGAAAAGAGUAUUAAUAUUAGGAGCUUCAGGAGGAGUUGGUACAUUUGCUGUACAGCUAGUGAAGGCCUGGGGUGCUCACGUGACAGCAGUUUGUUCUCAUGAUGCCAGCACACUGAUGAAAAAGCUUGGAGCGGAUGAUGUGAUUGAUUACAAAUCUGGAAAUCUGGAAGAGCAACUUAAAACAUUACCCUUAUUUGAUUUCAUCCUAGAUAAUGUUGGUGGAUCCACUGAGAAGUGGGCUCUAGAUCUCCUGAAGAAAUGGUCAGGAGCAACAUACGUUACCUUAGUGACACCUUUCUUGAUCAAUAUGGACAAACUUGGAGUGGCUGAUGGCAUGUUACAAACAGGAGUCACCGUUGGUUCCAAAACUGUAAAGCAUCUCUUUAAAGGAGUCCAUUAUCGGUGGGCAUUUUUUGUGCCAAGUGGCCCAAGUUUGGAUGAAAUAGCAGAACUAGUUGAUUCUGGAAAGACCUUCUAUGAAACUAUGGAAACAAAGUUCAGAAACAGUAUCUACGUGAAUCAAAUUGAUGUGAUAAAAGCGACUGUAAAACAGGCAUCAAGUGCGCAGAGACCUUAGGCUGCCAUGGCAGAAUCUCAUGUUUGCAAUAAAGGUACAGCCAUUAAUAAACAAAUGAAGAAAUUUUUUGCAUCUAAUCACAUCAGUAUACAAGCCUGCCUUUGUUUUCCUAAUGCCCUUUGGCUAUUGCAUCUACAACUACUAUAUAAGAAAAUUUGCUCUGUACAAAUUAAAGUUAAUGAGAAGCUAGAUUUUUCUUGCUUCAGCAUUUUAAAUGGGGAAUACAAGAUAAGCAAGUACUGUGAGUUACUAAACUGCAGGAAAAAUGAAAUUAAGUCCUAGGGCCUGUAUAAUUCAGGAGGUCAGACUAGCUCAUCGGGUCUUUUUUGAUUCUAGAUUAAAGUAACUACAACACAAUCCUUAAUUUAUAGGCACGUUUAGUGCCUAUCCCACUGUAAAUACCAUGUAAUUAAGACACAAUGUAAUGAGAUAACACAUUUGCUUACCUUUGAUAUCUAA